AUGACCCAUGACCGAGUGAAUGAUGUCACAGAUGCUGAACAAAUGCCAAUUGUGAGCCAGGUAUGGAGCUGCUGCCCCAUAAACCAGCUCAUCUCUCCAGAUGACCCCUGCAGGAGAUUGGAACACAACACCACAGUAAGGAAAGCCCGAUGUUGCCCACAUGCUCCACGGAGAAACCCGCCAGGGGCACGUUGGUACGUUGGGAGUGUGAGCCCUGGAGACAGUGAUGUGGCAGGGAUCCAGGUUCUCCCAGCUGCCGGCCACAGGGCUCUCCCCAGAUGGAUUACUUUGGCUGCUGCGUGGACAAGCCUGAAGAUGGAGAGCUUCAGUGAACAGGUCACCUGGGUGGCUGGAGCAGGAAUCCAGCCAGAGUCAGGAAUGUCUGCAGGAUGCCAUGGAGCCUGCCCCAGACAGAUCCUGCAGGAGCUCUGGACAGCGAGCUGCCGGGGUACCUGGGCUUUGUUCCUCCCCCUACAGCCAGUCCUUGGAUGCAGGCUCCUGGAUGGGCGGGGCCUGGAAAUGCCCAAACUGCUGCCACUUCUGGUUUUGGGGGCAAGGAGCAGCUCAAGGGCCCAAGGAGGGCCCUUGAAGAAGCUGACCAGUACUAUCCUUGAGCAGCAAAGCACAGGCCAUGACGUGAACCUCAUGAAGCUGGUAAAGGGCAUCCAGGGGGAUCUGGACCGGGCACCGAGCCAUACACUGCAGACUGAGAUCCUGCCCUAGUCUUCUUCUGAGCCCUAGAGAGCCCCGCUGUUUGCUUCUAGGGCCAGUACUGCAUGCCUUGGCUUUAAAUGUCUUAUUAAGACAGGUGCAUCUGUCUCCUUCGCUAGAGAGUAAAUCUUCCAGGUAGGGUCCACACCUGAUCUACCUGAUGUUCCUGGCACGGUACUAUCCCUGUGGUAUGGCAGACGGGUGGCAUAUAUUGAACUGAACUAAGGACAUGGAUUGAUGAUUGAUAGAGGCAUUCAUCUUGCCUGUCUAAUGCAAUCCCAGGGUUACUCACAGUCCCAUGCAUGACCCUAUUUCACCCAAAUUCUCUGGAGCUACGCAGUUAGAGAGUUCCAUACAAAUACCUCAUGACGUUUCCAGAAACAUCGACAAGACUUCACUUAUAUUAAUAAUGGGAGCUGCAGAGAAUAAAAAAGCUGACAAAAAAUAGUUCAGUGUAUUUCAUGCAAAUAGAAUUAUUUAGAAUGUGCUUCUAGAAUGUAAUUUUAAUUAUUAUAACUUACCAGAGUGGUGUCAACUUUUCAGCUUAACAAAGAUGAAAUAUGUAAAUACACGGAACAGUGGGAAAUUCAUCCAAGUGGUGCAGAGCCUGACUCCUGUGAAAAGGCAGAGGGCUUCUUCGGAUUGUUUUUCGUCUGUUGUUUUUAGUCAUGUUGACUCCAUGAAGUAGACAUGGAAAACAUACCAGGGGAUUCUAAAUCUAUGCUCUGUCUCCUAGUAAGGGCCCUUAUAAAGAAACAAUGUUUGAGAUUAUAGCCAAUGAUCAUACUUACCAUGAAAGUGACAAAGAUUCCUUUACAUGCAAAUUGAUGUUUCUGAAUUAGUAAAAAUCACACAAACCAAAACAUUCCAGUCAAGACAUUGUAAGAAGCUAAGAGCACAACACAUUUUAAUGAGGAGUUGUGCACUUCUAGAAGAGCUGACGAGUCUGUGAAAUGUGCACGCACACACAUACAUCCACAUAUAUGAAAAUACACAUUCACUGAUGCUUUCUUACUUUUUACUAAUAAAUUCUAAUGUAUCCUAUUUCUAGAUUGGUCAAAUUUGUAUCUAUUUUUUCUGCAACCUGUACUGCCUUAUUUUGCUUCCCCAGAGCCAAAAAUAUCUGUCUUACAAAAUCACCUUCAGUGUGAUACAUGACCAAUAUAUAAAACACCUCAAAGGUUUCUUCAUAAAUUAAAUGUUAUCCUGUAUGUCAUCCUGUAUGUCAAGAGAAGAGAACAGCAUAGUGUCCCAAGCAUAUUAGGCACCGGGUAAUUUUUCUGUUAAAAGUACUAAAAGAUGCAAAUAAUUCACAUAAGGUA
Messenger RNA from Pongo pygmaeus (Bornean orangutan), 2033 nucleotides. RefSeq lists its product as uncharacterized. The transcript is spliced from 2 exons. NCBI's taxonomy places the organism in Eukaryota, Metazoa, Chordata, Mammalia, Primates, Hominidae. The record is from RefSeq and is a predicted model, not a curated record. Bases 1 to 723 code for a protein of 240 amino acids.